This is a messenger RNA of Haemorhous mexicanus (house finch), 4664 nucleotides long. It is a transcript of the gene NFE2L1, whose product is annotated as NFE2 like bZIP transcription factor 1. Gene Ontology annotation, molecular function: RNA polymerase II cis-regulatory region sequence-specific DNA binding; DNA-binding transcription factor activity, RNA polymerase II-specific. The record is from RefSeq and is a predicted model, not a curated record. Bases 555 to 2846 code for a protein of 763 amino acids. Gene Ontology annotation, biological process: regulation of transcription by RNA polymerase II. The transcript is spliced from 7 exons. Gene Ontology annotation, cellular component: nucleus. NCBI's taxonomy places the organism in Eukaryota, Metazoa, Chordata, Aves, Passeriformes, Fringillidae.
GAGGUCACGUGGGGCCUUAAAGGGCCCCGGGAACGGGGAGCGCACGUGGCCCCCAAAACCGGGGACCCCCCAAAACCGGGGAAACCCCCCCCUAAAACCGGGCACCCCCAAACCUCCUCGGGAUCCCCCCCAGCUCCUCGGGAGCCGCCCCGACGCGCUGGGGGCGGCGGGAGCGGGGCGGGCCCGGAGCGUUGCCGGUGUUCCAUGGCAAAGCCCCGGCCCGGCCGGGACCGGGGCUGAGCGGGGACAGGGAGCCGGAUUCCUCCGGCCGGCGGGAAGUUGACGCACCGGCCUAAGAAUAGCUCGGGCAGGGGAAGCGCGGACAGUGUUGUCGCCCAAGCUGCUGAUGAAAUCGCAGCCGGGAGCGUUGGAGUCUUUGGACCUUCCCAUGCUCGGGACCUUUGACUCAUAAAAGGCUCCUGCAAAAAGCGUCGGGAGCAGAAGAGGAGAAGAGCAGGGAAGGAGGAGCUGCUGGAAGGAGCAGGGCCCGUCCCGGAGCGGGGGCAGCUGCGGGCGGACAGAGAAAGUCGCUGCAUGUGGAGUUUUCGGACAAGAUGCUCUCCCUGAAGAAAUACUUCACGGAAGGGCUGAUCCAGUUCACCAUCCUGCUGAGCCUGAUCGGCGUGCGCGUGGACGUGGACAGCUACCUGAGCUCGCAGCUGCCGCCGCUGCGCGAGAUCAUCCUGGGCCCCAGCUCUGCCUACGCGCAGACCCAGUUCCACCACCUGCAGAACACCCUGCACGGAUAUGGCAUCCACCCCAAGAGCGUCGAGCUGGACUCCUACUUCACCGCCCGCCGCCUGCUCAGCCAGGUGAGGGCUCUGGACAGGCUGCAGGUGCCCAGCACCGAGGUCAGUGCCUGGCUGGUGCACCGGGAGCCCGAGGGCGCGCAGCCCCCGCUGCAGGACGGCGGCGGCGGCGGCGAGAGGGAGAGCGGAGCCGAGCAGGGCUUUGGGGAGGAGCUGGAGGAUCUGGGAGCGGUGGCGGCGCCCGUCAAUGGAGAUCUCACCAAGGAGGACAUCGAUUUGAUUGACAUCCUGUGGAGACAGGAUAUUGAUCUCGGCGCUGGGCGAGAGAUUUUUGACUACAGCCACCGUCAGAAAGAGAGCGAAGUGGACAAAGAGCUGAGCGAUGGGAGGGAGCGCGGGGACAGCUGGAGGAGUGCAGGGAAUGAGGUCUUGGAUAGAAUCCCGCUAGUUGAUGGAGAGACCGGGGAGAGUUUCCCUGCGCAGGUGCCCGGAGCGGAGGAUCAGACAGCCCUGUCCCUGGAGGAGUGCCUUAGGCUGCUGGAGGCCACCUUCCCCUUCGGGGACAAUUCCGAGGUGCCAGCCCUGACUCCCUGGCGUGCUCAGUUCCCAGCUGCGGAUGUCUCCGCCCUGAGCGAAGCCGUGCCCGGGCAGAGCCGGGCCCCGGGUGGCCCCCCCAGCCUGCUGUCCCCUCUGCUGGCCGAGACCGAGUCGCCCUUUGACCUGGAGCAGCAGUGGCAGGACCUGAUGUCCAUCAUGGAGAUGCAGGCCAUGGAGGUGAACAGCACGAGCGCCGAGAGCCUCUACGGCGGCACCGGCGGGGACCUCCUGGCGUCCAACUACAGCCUGGCCCCCGGCACGCCCAUCAACCAGAACGUCAGCCUGCAUCAGGCCUCGCUGGGCAGCUGCUCCCAGGACUUCUCCCUCUUCAGCUCGGACAUCGAGAGCCCCUCCAUGGCGGGCGGCUCGGCCCUGCUGCAGCUGGCGCCCGACAACUCCACCGGCCUCAACAGCACCUUCGGCUCCACCAACCUGAGCGGGAUCUUCUUCCCGCCCCAGAUGAACGGCACGGCCAAUGAGACGGCCGGGCCCGAGCUGCCCGACCCCCUGGGAGGGCUGCUGGACGAGGCCAUGCUGGAUGAGAUCAGCCUGAUGGACUUGGCCAUCGAGGAGGGCUUCAACCCCGUGCAGGCCUCGCAGCUGGAAGAGGAGUUCGAUUCCGACUCAGGUCUUUCCCUGGACUCCGGCCACAGCCCCGCGUCCCUGAGCAGCUCCGAAGCCUCGUCCUCAUCGUCCUCUUCCUCUUCGUCCUCCUCCUCCUCCUCGUUUUCCGAGGAAGGCGCCGUGGGCUACAGCUCGGACUCGGAGAACGUGGACUUUGAGGAAGCGGAAGGGGCGGUUGGCUACCAGCCAGAGUACAGCAAGUUCUGCCGCAUGAGCUUCCAGGACCCGGCGCAGCUCCAUUACCUGCCUUACCUGGAGCACGUUGGCCACAACCACACCUACAACAUGGCCCCGGGCGCCCUGGACCCCGAGGAGCCCAAAGCGCCCGGCGCCGGCAAGAAGAGCGGCAAGGAGAAACCGUCCGAGCUGCUGGACAAGCAGCUGAGCCGCGACGAGCACCGCGCCAGGGCCAUGAAGAUCCCCUUCACCAACGACAAGAUCAUCAACCUGCCCGUGGAGGAGUUCAACGAGCUCCUGUCCAAGUACCAGCUGAGCGAGGCCCAGCUCAGCCUCAUCCGCGACAUCCGCCGGCGCGGCAAGAACAAGAUGGCCGCCCAGAACUGCCGCAAGAGGAAGCUGGACACCAUCCUCAACCUGGAGCGCGACGUGGAGGAGCUGCAGCGCGACAAGUCCAAACUGCUCAGGGAGAAGGUGGAGUUCCUCAAGUCCAUCCGGCAGAUGAAGCAGAAGGUGCAGAGCCUGUACCAGGAGGUGUUCGGGCGGCUGCGGGACGAGCAGGGCCGGCCCUACUCGCCCAGCCGGUACGCGCUGCAGUACGGCAGCGACGGCAGCGUGCUGCUGAUCCCGCGCGCGCCCGCGCCCGCCGAGCCGCAGCCGCGGCGCCAGGAGCGCAAGCAGAAGGACAGGAGGAAGUGAAGGCGGCGGCGGAAGGGAGAGCUGGGACGAGGGCCGAGCCUGGAAGUGCUUGCGGAGGGAACUUUGAUGCCUUCUUAUCCGAUUCUGUCUUCUGGAGCCGCACGCGGCGCCGGCGGCGCGCCGGGGACUCUGCGGGAGCGGCCGGCCCCGAGGGGGGGACGGAGCCCAGCCCAAGCCCAGCUGCCACCGGCCACCCCCGGGGUGCUGGGAGAGCAGGGACGAGCUGGCAUCGCUGCUGGGGAGGUUGGCACGAGGUGGAUAAAACAAAAAAACACAAAAAAAAAAAAAUCCCACAAAAAAACAAACUACUGUUAGGAACUGGCUUUAAGUAAGAGAAAAAAAACAAAAACGAGAAAAAAAAAGAGAUUUAAGCGAAUGGACUUCGAACCAAGUUAUAGGAGAGACGUUUUUCUGAACUUCCAAAGUUCUGUGAUUUCAGGUAGUUGGUUGUUUUCAAUUUUUUUUUCCCUUGGUUUUUUUUUUUGGUUCUUUUUUUGUUUUUUUUCCCUUUUUUCCUUUCAUCCCGACCCCGUUUUUGCCAUCGGUGUGUGUGAGAUAUUCCAGAUUUCUCCUUCCUCGAUGGAGAUCAGACCAGGGCACACGUGGAGAGACACAAAAAGUGGCGUGACUUCCAUUAACCCUUUCCAGCCCGAGGAAGAGCAGAGCCAGGGCGUGACUCCCGUUAACCCUUUCCUGCCUGAGGAAGCUCAGAGCCAGGGGAAGGGCAGGAGAUCAUUGGGAGGAAGGACGGCGAGGGGGAUCCCUCGGGGGGCUGGAGGAGCAGCAGGAUCCCCUCCUGAGCCCUCAGCCCCCGCCUGCUUCUCCUGGGAAGGAAUUUUGGGUCAGGAACAGCACAAGGGGAGCGCUGGGACCCCGACCCCAACCUCAGCCCCGGCCUUGGGGUGUCACCUCGAGCAUCCAACAGCUGUGGGUCCCCGUCCCAGUACCACGCUUGGGUUUUCUGGGGGUUCCAGCCUUGAUUUUUUUCCUCCCCCUUUUAGGGUCUAGAAGUGCUUGUGUUGAGUAAAAAACAAACAAACAAAAAAUAACAAAACCUAAAAAAAAAAUUACAAAAAAAAAAAGAAAAAAAAGCCAAAAAAAAAAAAAGGGAGAAGCCCAACCAUUGAAAGCUGCUCAAUGUUCUCUUUGCCAUAAAGAUUCCGUGUAACCGUGUGAUCACAUUAUAGGAUUCUCUUCUGUCCCUAGAGGUGUUGGUCUGACUUCCUUUGUUUUUCAGGAGGGGGGUGGGGGUAGUGCCUUGAUCACUGUCAGGUCUCCACACCUCGGAGACCAUCCUAGAGCUGUAUUUCCAUAUAGCACAGCUGGGAGUGUUCUGACUUUACCAGCAACCAGAAAAAAAAAAAUAGAAAUGAUAAAAAAAAAAAAAAGGAAAAAAAAAGCUUAAAAAAAGAAAUAAAAUCAAUAAAAUUCAAAUAACGGCUUUUCCGAGCCAGUCCUGUGCACGGGAUCCGAGGAGGGUCCCAGGGUGGUCCUUCCACCUGGGAGAGCAGCAGGGAAGGCCCGCUGGCAAGAUGUGUGUGGGUUUGUGGGAAUGUUUUCCAGGUUUUUUUGGGAAUGCUUGGAGCUGGGAUUGGCCGGCUGGGAGCCUCGAGCCCCCGCGGCCCCCGGGAAUGAAGCACAAGUUGGGAUGUGGGGAGGUUGCAAUGGAGAGAGAGCCCUGUGCGUGUGGCUUAAAUUAUUUCUUUUUGUUUCCUCUUAGAAACUUUGUUUGAUUUGAAUGAUCUGUGACCUGUCAGGGAGAGAAGAGAGAUUGUUGUGAGCACAGGACAAAAAAAUAAAAACGGCUUAUUCACUGUA